GCGGCUUAGAGGACAACUUAGCCGUCCAGGAACUCUACUCGCAAGAUUAUCAAAAUGCAUCUCCCUGACCUGUUCAACUCGGCAUCUUACAUCGUUCUCUUUGCGCUGGCAGUGCAGAUAGGGGUGGCCAUAUACCGGCUCACUCUGCAUCCACUGGCCAAGUUCCCAGGGCCAAAGUUGGCCGCGGCGUCCGAACUAUACGGCAUCUACUAUGACAUAUGGAAGAAAGGAAAAUACGUGAAACGAUACCCCGGACUUCACAAGAAAUAUGGCCCGAUUGUGAGAACUCAUCCCAAUGAGAUCCACGUCUUCGACACGGAAGCGUACAACACCGUCUUUCGAAUCGGAACGCCGUUUGACAAGCAGCGUGAGUUCUACGAUAAUCCCUUCGGGGAAGGCUCCCAUUUCAACAUGAGCGGCUUGAAACCUGCCAAAGCCCGCCGCGACAUGCUUGCACCGCAUUUCUCAACCAGUGCCAUCCGCGAGAUUGAGCCCCUUCUCCGACAGUCAAUCUCCAAGUUCGUGGGUAUUCUCAGGGACUACGCACAGGGGAAGAGCCCGGUUGACCUUACCCUGGGCCUUCACUGCCUGACAACUGAUAUCACGAUGGGGUACGUGUUUGGCAAGCCCUUUGAAGCCUUGGAUGCUCCGGGAUUCAAGUUCGAACCGGUGGUUGUCAUGGACGAUGCUCUUUUUUUCAUUGUGAUCCAGCGGACGUUUCACGCCAUAUGUCGUCCCAUCAUGUCUGCUUUCAUGAGGAUGCCGGUAGUGAGGGAGCUUCACCCUUUGCUGGCUGCUCCUGUCAGACUUCAAGAUAGAUGCCGCCAGCUGGUCCUCGACCUCAUCAACCGGAGUGACGCAGGCGAAUCUCGAACACCAACUGUUUUCGACACCAUGUUGUCCCCGAGCAAGGAGAAAGGCCAAGAGACACCAUCUGUCGCCGAUCUCACUGCCGAAGCCAUGGUGUUACUCAUUGCCGGAGAGGAAACGACCGCAAAUACCCUAAUGCAAGGAAUAUUCCACGUUCUCCAUGACCAGACGAUCUUGGAAAGGCUUCAGAAGGAGCUGAGAGAAGCAUUCCCAGAUGACGACGACGUGAUCACGCAGGAGACUCUCGAGAGCAUGCCGUAUCUGCGGGGCGUUGUGAAGGAAUCUCUACGUUUUUCCCACGGCGCCCCUGGACGACUCCCCCGAGUUACGCCGGCCUGUGGUGCAAAGAUUUGUGGCCAGUAUAUUCCACCCGGGACACCGAUUUCAAUGUGCCACUUCGUUUACAACACGGAUGAAACAAUUUUCUCCGACCCCUUCGAGUUCAGGCCAGAACGAUGGCUAGGCGACGACUUUCAUCACCUGGAUCGUCAUUUGAUUUCCUUUUCUCGUGGUUCUCGUGGUUGUAUUGGUAUUACUCUCGGCUACGCGGAACUAUAUCUGAUCCUCGGACACAUCUUCCGCAAACUCAACCUCGAUCUGUAUAACACUACCAAAGCGGACAUGGAAUGGGAUGACUUAUAUGCUGCAAAGACUCAGAAACAUUUGGAGGUCAUGGUGUCAAGUGCAUGA
This is a messenger RNA of Aspergillus heteromorphus CBS 117.55, 1560 nucleotides long. RefSeq names its product cytochrome P450. The transcript is spliced from 6 exons. Gene Ontology annotation, molecular function: iron ion binding; oxidoreductase activity, acting on paired donors, with incorporation or reduction of molecular oxygen; monooxygenase activity. The record is from RefSeq and is a predicted model, not a curated record. NCBI's taxonomy places the organism in Eukaryota, Fungi, Ascomycota, Eurotiomycetes, Eurotiales, Aspergillaceae. The coding region runs from base 55 to 1560 and encodes 501 amino acids.